This is a messenger RNA of Capsaspora owczarzaki ATCC 30864, 2648 nucleotides long. Its product is annotated as cytochrome b5 reductase 4. Gene Ontology annotation, molecular function: heme binding; oxidoreductase activity. The transcript has 3 exons. Bases 114 to 2531 code for a protein of 805 amino acids. Lineage: Eukaryota; Filasterea; Ministeriida; Capsasporidae. The record is from RefSeq and is a predicted model, not a curated record.
CAACUUCCCGCCUUUUUCGUCCUCCCGCUUUCUCUUUCCCCUUUCUCUUUCCCCUCCCCCUGUCCUUUCUCUUUUCCCGCCAAAACCACCCCAUCUCAUUCAUUUCACACCCGAUGCUGCAACGACCGUCGUUCCCGGCGUUCGACUCUCCGCAGCGUGCUGGCGGUAGUGCAUCCUCAGCCACCAACGGCAAUGGCAAUGGCUCGUCUACUGCUCCGACGCUGGUUGUGCCAGCAGGAACACGGCCGACCUCGCGCAACAAGGUCCGUCUCGCUCCUGGAUAUGGAUUGAACGACUGGGUGCGACUCACACGCGAAACGGGCAUCGAUCUGACUGGCGGCGUUGGCCGCCAACACUUGCUGCGCGUGACGCUCCGCGAUUUGCAAAAGCAUGCGUCACGCACAGACUGUUGGAUGGCGCUGCGAGGCAAGGUGUACAACAUUACGCGUUAUGUGGCAUAUCACCCAGGCGGUGAAGCCGAGUUAAUGAAGGCGGCCGGUCGCGAUGGCACCCAGCUGUUCCAAGACAUCCAUGCGUGGGUGAAUGCCGAGUCCAUGUUGGAAAAGUGCUUGAUUGGCUUCUUGGUCCCGGACAAUCCGUACGCGGAGGACGAGGACGAGGACGACGAUGACAACGGCGACAAGAUGGAAGGCCAAUUGACGCGCGACAACAAGAUGAUUGUUCCGUCCGCGGGUGGCAGUGCCAGCAGUCUUUCCAGCAGCACAAGCAGCAGCAGCAGCAGCGGUCGGGUGGCUCGUGCGAGCGCGUCGUCCGUGUUUGCCCAGCCGCUCACCAUCACGACGUCGAACAAGCGCCUCGGCCCAUCCUCCAGCGCAUCCAACCUCUUCUCGGCGAGCGAGAUGGCCCGACUUUCCAAGCAGUCCGUCGUCCAACAGCCGCCAAUGCCAUCUGUCGUGGCGCCAUUGACGACUUCCGGCGAGCCUGGCGUCCGCUACGACUGGUAUGAAACAUCCACCCACAUUGUUGUUAUUCUUUACGUGAAGGGCGUCACCAAGUCCGACAUUGUGCAAGAGCGCUUUGGUCGAGACUCCAUUGCCCUGGAGCUGCUCGUUGUUCCUCCAGUAGUUUCUGCGGGUCCUUCUCCAAGCGGGAGUGUCGACAAGCUCCCCGCCAUCAACAGCCAUGCUGCGUCGCCAGCCACCCAGGCCAAGCGGCGGCUCUUUUUCCGCGCUGAUCUUGGUACCACCAUCCAAUCCGAGUUGUGUGUCACCAACGUGGCUGCUGCAAAGCUUGGCGUGUCCUUGCCCAAGGCCCAACCCGGCACAAUGGUUCGCAAACUUGGCGCGGUCAGUCAAGAGUGGAUGCCGUGGACUUCCACUCCUGACAUUGGUGGCACAGCUUCUCCUGUUCUUGCCAAUGUCGCUCAGCCGAUGGUCACUCAACCCGUUCACCUCUCCGGCGGCAUCAGCUCUCCAGUCUCGACGCGAUUCAACGCAGGCCGAGUCACUGCCAUCAGCACCGCCAAUCACAACACUGUUUGGCUGCGGGUGGUUGUUCCCCUGCCAUUGCCGCGCAUAUCCACAUCACAGUCAUUGAGCGCUUCCAGCUUGCCGGAUGCCAUUGACGGUUCCUCCAGCGUUCUGCUUCCGGAGGAAUCCGGCGAUGCCGUGGGCAUUGUUGGCAUUGCGCAGCACGUCGAUUUGGCACUGCAAGUCGAGUUUAUGAACAUUUCACGUCCUUACACGCCUGUGCGCGUGCGAGCACUGCCCAGCGGCACAGCUGCCGAGCUCGAGUUCCUUGUCAAGCGGUACAACGACGGCUUGUUUACGCCAAGCCUCACACGCUUGCGCAUCGGCGACAUGAUUGACGUUAGCGGGACGCUGGGCGUGCCAGUAAGCCUGGGCUCUCUGCAUCGCAUUGGAAUGGUCGCCGGAGGCACUGGCAUCACGCCAAUGCUGCGCAUCAUUCGCAAUUGCGUUGGUGAAAACAAGCGACGCCACAUGGUCGGGCAAUCUCCGCUUGUUGUAGCGCUGGUCUUUUGCAAUCAAACUGUGCAAGAUAUUCUUGCGUACAGCGAGCUUCAAGCGCUGGCAGAGAUGAAUUCGUGGUUCCACGUGCACCACGUUGUACAUUAUGCGCCUGGCACCGAGGGCGAGCAGAGCUCGAUCAAGAGCUUCUUCCAACCGGUCGCCUUCUCGCAGGCAUCGUCGUUCUCCAAUGCUCAGCGCAUGGACGUGGCGCCUGCGCUGCCACCGAGCGAUCAAGCAUUGAAUGCACCGGAUCCAGCCACCUGCUCGUAUGGCAUUGUCAAUCCAACCAUCCUUUGCGAGCACCUGCUGCAAGUUCUUGGUUGCACGCCAGAGUCCUCUGUGGCGGACUCGUCCAGCUCCUGCUCAAUGAGGGUCGAUGAAGACGAAGUACCAACACUGGCCACCAAUGUAGGCAGUGGGCCUGAAGGUCGACCGUCCAUUUUUAUCUGCGGCCGACCCACUUUCAUGCGCGACGUCACUUCGAUGCUGCGCAAUGAACUUGGCGUGCGAGCUGAGGACGUUCGCAGCUUUAAUGGAUAGCGUCCCUUAUGCAGCUUGUUCAUCUGUUGUCUUGUUGAACUCGUGCGGAUCCAUCUCAUGGAAACAAAAAAAAAAAGUUAUCGCAAAAUUCGAAAUACAUUUAUUUUUCAUCUUUAA